Neomonachus schauinslandi (Hawaiian monk seal) is the source of this 1681-nucleotide messenger RNA. Its product is annotated as Na(+)/H(+) exchange regulatory cofactor NHE-RF2. Gene Ontology annotation, molecular function: signaling receptor binding; protein-membrane adaptor activity. Gene Ontology annotation, biological process: protein localization to plasma membrane. The transcript has 6 exons. Gene Ontology annotation, cellular component: apical plasma membrane. NCBI's taxonomy places the organism in Eukaryota, Metazoa, Chordata, Mammalia, Carnivora, Phocidae. The coding region runs from base 85 to 768 and encodes 227 amino acids. The record is from RefSeq and is a predicted model, not a curated record.
AAUGGGGUGGUGGCCUGGGCUGGCCGGAGACUUCAGGCCACUCCGGCUGGACGCUCGGUGCCUGCCACUUCUCUCCUGCCUCCCAUGGCCCGCUCUGGGGAUGCCACACCACCGGCCCCAGCCCCAGGAGCCCCUCCGAAGAGACCAUCCUGGGGACUUGUGCAGGAUGUCGGUGGGCCCCCGAGGGAGCUACGCCCUCGGCUGUGCCACCUCCGAAAGGGCCCCCAAGGCUACGGGUUCAACCUGCACAGUGACAAGUCCCGGCCGGGACAGUAUAUCCGCUCCGUGGACCCAGGCUCACCUGCUGCUCACUCUGGCCUCCGCGCCCAGGACAGACUCAUAGAGGUGAACGGGCAGAAUGUCGAGGGGCUGCGCCACGCAGAGGUGGUUGCCAGCAUCAAGGCGAGGGAGGAUGAGGCCCGGCUGCUGGUGGUGGACCCUGAGACGGACGAGUACUUCAAGCGGCUACGGGUCACGCCCACUGAGGAGCAUUUGGAAGGUCCACUGCCAUCACCAGUCACCAAUGGGACCAGCCCUGCCCAGGUCAACGGUGGCUCAGCGUGCUCGUCACGAAGUGAUCUGCCUGGCUUAGACAAGGACACUGAGGUAGACAGCAGCACCUGGAAGCGGGACCCCUUUCAGGAGAGCGGCCUCCACCUGAGCCCCACGGCGGCCGAAGCCAAGGAGAAGGCGAGAGCCACCCGGAUCAAUAAGCGGGCACCACAGAUGGACUGGAACAGGAAACGCGAGAUCUUCAGCAACUUCUGAGCCCCUCCCUGCCUGUUUGCACGGCCCACAGGCCUCGCCCCACAGGCCCAGCCCAGAGUUCCCCAAGCCUCAGUGGACUGGAGGGGGUGCCUCCUCACCCCCAGAAGCCGUGCUGGUCCCACCACCACCCAGGAACCAAUGUGCGCCCCAGUGAGCCCCGUCCUGCCCCCCGACCUGCUGGGUGCUGGAUAGGGGAGAGGGGGCCCCCCUGAGACAGAAGAGAGGGACAGAGAGAGGCAGUGGUGACUGUGGGCCCGGCCCUUUUGCUGCUCUGCCCGGGCCUGCUGACUUAAAGGAAUUUGUGUUUUUGCUUUUCUUCCAAAAACAAAAAGAGAGAGCUCCAGUUCCACACAUGUUUCCACUUAAUACCAGAGUCCCGCCCCCGCCCCUGCCCCCGCAGGACGCCUCUCUAAGUAAUUGCAAUAAAACAAACCUUUCUCUGCAAACCAUUUCCUCCCCACCCUUCAGCAGCAGCCAUCCCAAGUGGGCGCCCCGGGCACUUCCAGGGACAGAGGAAAACGUAGGGGGGCCAGACUGUGGUUGUGGGGGCUUCAGCGUGACGCUGGGGAGGCCAGAUGUGGCUGUAGGAGCUGCCCCUCUGCCCCCUCCCUGCUGGGAGUGGGGGUCACCAGGCCAGGCCCCCAUGUCCCUACUCAACUGUGGUCUGGGGCAUGGGGCCUGGGCUCCAGGGGCCCGAAGAUGGAGGCCCUGUGUCCCAGAAGAGGGUGGUCUCCGGACAGGCCUCUUGUCCCUGCACCACAGCCGUGAGGCAUGGGGAGUGUGGCUGUGGGAGAGCUUGCGUGCCCCCAGGAGACCCCCACCCACUCUCCCUUUCCUGCUGGCCCCGGCUGACAUUGCUGUCUGCCCUGUAAGCCAUAGCGCAUGCGCGCCCUCCUAAUAAACAGGCCUUCCU